AUGAGUGUUUAUUCAAUUAUAUUCUCGGAUCGACAAAAUGCAGAGGCGACACUUGACACUGUCGACACCAUUGACAAAAAGAUUGUUUCACGUGUAUGCGACUCGCUGCGUCUUCUCGAGCGUCUCGGGGCAGCGAAGGCUGCGAAACUAUUAGAGAGUGUAAAGAACUACGAGCCAAACCCUUCGGACUUCACGGAUAGCCCCGAGAAAUAG
Molecule: messenger RNA, 213 nt
Organism: Blastomyces dermatitidis ER-3
Lineage: Eukaryota; Fungi; Ascomycota; Eurotiomycetes; Onygenales; Ajellomycetaceae
Exons: 2
Coding region: 1-213 (70 amino acids)
Source: RefSeq, a predicted model, not a curated record